GCAGCCUGCGUCCAUCUUGUGACUUUACAGCCACUGAUAGGUGGGGCCGGAUUCACACGUCAGUGACCGUAAAGUCACUGACUUUGAGUGAGUCGGGGGAUCCCUCUCCGGCUAGCAACAGGCCGUCGACAUCAAGUUCAAGAAUGUAUAUCUUCGUGAAGAACCCCACCAGCAGGACAAUCUGCCUCAAGGUUCAGUCAUCAGAUACCCUGUGCACUGUCAAGGCAAAGAUUCAGGAACAACACUUCCUUGCCUUUGAUGGGAAGAAGCUAGAGGACAACCUUACAUUGGCUGAUUAUGACAUCCAGCAUGGAUCCAUGCUUGACCUCCAAGAAAAGAUGCAAAUUUAUGUAAAGGAGACUCUAGCAGAUAGGACCAUUAUUCUUGAGGUUGACAGCUUAGAUACUAUUGGCAACGUGAAGGCUAAGAUGGAAGAUAAAGAUGGCUUUCUCAAGGGCCAGCAGUGCCUCAUCUUUGGCAGCAAACAGUUGGAGGACGAGCGCACCUUGGCAGACCAUAACGUUUUGAAGGAUUCCACCCUUCUCCUUGUCCUCCACCCGUCUCUGCCGAGAGGUACGACAAUGCACAUCUACGUGCAGAAAGUUGAGGGAAAAGGAAAACCCAUCACUCUGGAGGUUGAGAGCCAUGAUACCAUCAAUGUUGUCAAGAUGAAGAUCUCUGAGAAAGACGGCACUCGCCCAAUACAGUGUCGCCUCAUGUUUGAUUGCACGGUGCUGAAGGAUUACCGCACCCUGGCAGACUAUGGCAUUGAGAGGGGGGAUACCCUUGAUUUCUUCAUGUGCCUUUGUGGGUGUUGAGAUGGAUGACAUGGUCAUUCAUUCAACGAUCUGAGUGUUGCUGCAGUACUUUUCUUUCCAGUGUCCUUGUUUUAUCAGUCAAACUGUUGCUACUUGCAGCGGUCUUCUUUCCGGUGGCAUGCAUGUUAUCAGUAAAACUAUCCUUGCAGUAGGUUAAUGUGUUCCUCUGAAAAAGGAGCUCCUUGCUCUAGUACCUGUCUUUAUUUCCUUCUUUAAUUAUA
Brachypodium distachyon (stiff brome) is the source of this 1039-nucleotide messenger RNA. Its product is annotated as polyubiquitin. Lineage: Eukaryota; Viridiplantae; Streptophyta; Magnoliopsida; Poales; Poaceae. Gene Ontology annotation, cellular component: nucleus; cytoplasm. Gene Ontology annotation, biological process: protein ubiquitination; modification-dependent protein catabolic process. The record is from RefSeq and is a predicted model, not a curated record. Gene Ontology annotation, molecular function: ubiquitin protein ligase binding; protein tag activity. The transcript has 2 exons. Bases 144 to 818 code for a protein of 224 amino acids.